Artibeus jamaicensis (Jamaican fruit-eating bat) is the source of this 2269-nucleotide messenger RNA. RefSeq names its product BCAS2 pre-mRNA processing factor (gene BCAS2). Gene Ontology annotation, cellular component: Prp19 complex; precatalytic spliceosome; catalytic step 2 spliceosome. Bases 113 to 790 code for a protein of 225 amino acids. The transcript is spliced from 7 exons. The record is from RefSeq and is a predicted model, not a curated record. Lineage: Eukaryota; Metazoa; Chordata; Mammalia; Chiroptera; Phyllostomidae. Gene Ontology annotation, biological process: mRNA processing.
CUGAGCGUGCGUCAAAGCCGACGCACGCGCCGUAAAUCGUCGGCGGCGGGCACUAGCGUCGUGAAACGGGCCAGAGCCUGCGCAGACUUGGAAAACUUAGGCGGACGUCAGAAUGGCGGGCACUGGGCUGGUGGCUGGCGAGGUAGUGGUGGAUGCGCUGCCGUAUUUUGACCAAGGUUAUGAAGCGCCCGGUGUGCGGGAAGCGGCUGCGGCGUUGGUGGAAGAGGAAACUCGCAGAUACCGACCUACGAAGAACUACCUGAGCUACCUGACAGCGCCGGACUAUUCUGCUUUUGAAACCGACAUAAUGAGAAAUGAAUUUGAAAGACUGGCUGCCCGACAACCAAUUGAACUGCUCAGUAUGAAACGGUAUGAACUUCCAGCCCCUUCUUCGGGUCAAAAAAACGACAUCACCGCGUGGCAAGAGUGUGUGAACAAUUCCAUGGCCCAGUUGGAGCAUCAAGCAGUUCGGAUUGAGAAUCUAGAACUCAUGUCACAGCAUGGAUGCAACGCCUGGAAAGUAUAUAAUGAAAAUCUAGUUCAUAUGAUUGAACAUGCACAGAAAGAACUUCAGAAGUUAAGGAAACAUAUUCAAGAUUUAAACUGGCAGCGGAAGAACAUGCAGCUCACAGCUGGAUCUAAAUUAAGAGAAAUGGAAUCAAACUGGGUGUCCCUGGUCAGUAAGAAUUACGAGAUUGAAAGGACUAUUGUGCAGUUAGAAAAUGAAGUCUUUCAGAUGAAGCAGCAGCAUGGAGAGGCCAACAAAGAAAACAUCCGACAAGACUUCUGAGAAGACGGAUGAUUCUGUGGAUCGAAAGGACGGCGGCUGGGCUUCUCCAGACCAGACACUGUCUGUGAAGGACGACAUCACCUUACGGAAACCGCCGGCAGUGUUUAAAAGCAGUAAACAGUGGACCGUUAAUAUUCCCUUUGUACAUUAACAGAACAAAAAAGUUCAACUCAGUGGUAUUGUUUGUCAUUACAAAAAAUUUUUUCAGAGCUCCAAAAUAAUAUUACUUUAGAAAAAUAUAGGAUUAAUUUUGAGCCACCUGGACCAUAUUUUGUAUUCAAGAGAUCUUUGUUGAAAAUUUUCAAUGUGUAUAAGAAGUUGGGAACUUUUGGCUUAUAUAUUUUUCAAAUAAAGAGGUAGUUGUACACAAAUUCUUGAUUACCAAGUAAGGUGUAAGAAAUACAGCGGCUCCGUGUACAUCAGCUCUCACCGUCCUCCCCGUAGAACAGCUUCACAAAGCUCAGUCUGUGCGUAGCACUAUCCGUUGCAUGACCAUGGAUGGACUCCAGCAAGUUAAGCAGCUUUAUCUCUAGGCCUUCCAUAUGGGAGCCAAUAAAUUGCCAGUUUUGCAAGUCAGUUUGAGUGGAUUUUCUAUCCCUUGCAAUAUUAGUCAUUCUAACUUAAGUCUCUCAAAGUAAAUACCCAGGUUGCUUUUUUGGAGGGAAUUUGAACAUGCAGCAAAACACUGAUUUUUAUAAUGUCUCACAAUAGACCAUUUGGUUUGGGGUCACUUCCAAACUGAAACCUAAACUUCCAUGAAUAAAAACGCAUUUGAUCCUCAAAAACUUUAGAUUCCCUGCCCAAUUCAGAAACCGUAUUUGCAGCAUAUCAAAGGAUAAAUAGUCUUCAUGUAUAUAGAUCUUUAUAAAUUACUGCUACAUUCUUUUUAUGAUGGAGGAAGAAUUACAUUUUAAUUUUAACAGGUUUGUUGUUUUUAAAGAUGGGCUUAAACAGCACGUGUAAUCUUGGUAAUGAUUGCCCCCAGAGUGCUCAUGGCCGUGGCCUAGGCCAAUUCACUGCACCUUCUCAGGCCAAAGAAAGUGUAUGUUCUGCCCUCCUUGACUGAGGGGCCGAGUUUUAGGUCCUCUGUGCAAUGUGCCCCCUGGCCCUCUGUCGUGUUGUACUACUCGCUAGGACGUCCUAGUCUAGUGUGGUGACCAGCUUGGAAAGCCGCAUGUUUCCUUGGCCUGGGCUGGGUUCACGGUGUAUUACUACAUAGAAAGCAGUAGUUCUAAUAAUAAAUGAUGAGUGUCUAAAUAAGACUGACCAUUCUGUUUCUUUUUUAAACCUGUUGUGCUCAAAAUUCUGUCCCACUGAUUGAGGUUCCUCUCUCGUUCCUAAAACUGCGCAGUUUGAGGAUGGCCCCAACUCUGCUGAAAGAAGCAAUCUGUAUGACCAUGGAUGGACGCCAGCAAGUUAAGCAGCUUUAUCUGUAGACCUUCUCUACAGAAGCCAAUAAAUUGCCCAUUUUGCAAGUCA